Empidonax traillii (willow flycatcher) is the source of this 1288-nucleotide messenger RNA. It is a transcript of the gene PIRT, whose product is annotated as phosphoinositide interacting regulator of transient receptor potential channels. Gene Ontology annotation, biological process: positive regulation of cation channel activity; phosphatidylinositol-mediated signaling. NCBI's taxonomy places the organism in Eukaryota, Metazoa, Chordata, Aves, Passeriformes, Tyrannidae. Gene Ontology annotation, molecular function: transmembrane transporter binding; phosphatidylinositol bisphosphate binding. Bases 203 to 628 code for a protein of 141 amino acids. The transcript is spliced from 3 exons. The record is from RefSeq and is a predicted model, not a curated record.
CAACACCCAGAGGGAUGUGGGGCUUGGGAUGAGCCUGCCUUUGGAGAGGGAGAGCUCCUGCUGCAGCCAGCCCUUACUGCUCACCACGAGCUGCUGGUCGGGUCCCUCUGUGGAGUGCCCAGGGCAUGGUGAGGGCAAGGGGCCACCUGCCCUUCCACAGCCAGCCAGGACACCCCAGUGACAGCCAGGACACGGGCACAGCAUGGUCACCUCCUCAGACCCCACCACCGUGGAAAUGCCCCCCAAGAGCCCUGAUGGGAGCGAGAGGUCUCCUCCUUCCAGGGAGCUGAUCACCAGCCGCACGGGGAGCACCCUCUGCAUGAGCUCCCGCAGCGAGUCCGUCUGGACCAGCGCCUCCAGGAGCAAGUGGGAGAUCUACCACAAGCCUGUGAUCGUGCUGUCUGUUGGAGCAGCCAUCUUCCUCUUCGGGACAGUCAUCAUCGGUCUGUCCUGCUUCCUGAAGGACGAGAAAAACAUUUACAAAAUGUCUGGCCCGGCUUUCCUGUCCCUGGGGCUGAUGCUCCUCGUCUGUGGCCUUGUGUGGAUCCCCAUCAUCAGGAAGAAGCAGAAGCAGAGACAGAAGUCACAGUUCCUACAGAGCCUCAAGUCCUUCUUCUUUAACCGCUGAGAGCAGCCCAGGACCUUCCUGGGAAGGUUCCCCUCCCAUCUACCAAACUGUGCUGAUUAGCCAUAAAAAGAAACAUGUUCUUGUACUCUCCUAGAGGAUUUCAUCCCAGUAAGUCUCUUCCCUACAUGGUCUCCAGUGUGAAAAUGAACUUUGUAUUUCAUCCAAGGAACGUCAGAAAAAAAGGGAGCAGGAUCUUCCAGCUGAGCCCAGCAAGGCAGUUCCAAGCUCUCUGUGUCAUUGGGUCAAUGAGUGACCCAACAGCACAUGGUGGCUAAAGCAAAGCUCCAAAGUUACCUGGGCUAAAGCAAAGCUCCAGAGUUACCUGGGUAACCCCAGAAGCUUCUGCAAGAUACAUCAGCAGAGAGGAGCCAUCUGACUGCAGAGUGUGAGCCAGGCUGGUGUGAACAUUGCUGCAAACUGCAGUUUGGGUGGAGAAGCUGAGAGGCCAGAUGUGGUUCAUCCAGAGGCAGUGGAGAGGAGAAGCAGGACAACACAGUUCCAGAUCACUUUGUAUCAGAAGAGGCCACCACAAUGGGCAGAACACAUCACCAAAGCUUAGGAGGACCAGACGUGAUGCCCAUGGCCAGAACAUUCCUGUCAUUCCUAGAAUUACAGAAUUGCUGAGGUUGGAAAAGACCUCCCAGCCCAUGGAUCCACCCU